AGUGACAACAAGGCAAAAUGACAACACAACCAGCAGGAUAAAAUCAAACAUUUCCAUCAAAAGAGAGGUUAUCGGCAGACGAAUCAAAUCCAGCAUUGUAUAUUUUGUCCAAACAUGAAGUGCCAAAAAGUUGUUAUAGUACUGUCUUUCGUUAUUGUGAUUUUUGUACUGGAAGAUGGUAUGGUUAAAGCAAUGUCUCUGUCUGAAAAAAGAGAGUUAAAAUUGAAGCUUAAAGAAAUGUUCUUCCAUGCUUAUAAUUCUUACAUGGACAAUGCCUAUCCUGCGGAUGAGUUGAUGCCAUUAAGUUGUAAAGGACGUUAUAGAGGAUCACAACCAAACAGAGGAGAUAUAGAUGAUAGCCUAGGAAAUUUUACUUUGACACUUAUAGAUACUUUGGACACAUUAGCAGUUUUGGGUGAAGUAAAAGAGUUUGACAAAGCUGUAAAAUUAGUUGUUUCUCAGGUGACCUUUGACACAGAUGUUGUUGUAUCAGUAUUUGAAACAAACAUUAGGGUUCUAGGGGGACUUUUAGGGGGACAUGUUUUAGCAUCAUCACUUAAAAAGAGGAGGAAAGGAAUGGAAUGGUAUACAGAUGAAUUGUUAUUAAUGGCUAAAGAUAUUGGUUACAGAUUAUUGCCAGCUUUUAAUACAUCCACUGGAAUACCUUAUCCUAGAGUAAAUUUACGGCAUGGUAUCAGAGAUAUGAUUAAUAAAUAUAAAGAUACUUGUACAGCAUGUGCUGGAACCAUGGUUUUAGAAUUUGCUGCAUUGAGUCGACUAACAGGAGAAUCAAUUUUUGAGGAGAAAGCACAUAAAGCCAUGGAUUAUUUGUGGGAACAAAGGCACAGAAGCAGUGAUCUUGUUGGGACAGUCAUUAAUAUACAUAAUGGGGACUGGGUUAGGAGAGAAAGCGGCGUUGGUGCUGGAAUUGACUCCUACUAUGAAUAUGUAUUAAAGGCCUACAUAUUACUUGGUGAUGAUGAAUAUUUAGAUAGAUUUAACAAGCAUUAUUCGGCAGUCAUGAAAUAUAUAAGCCAAGGUCCACUAUUGGUUGAUGUACAUAUGCAUAAACCAGAAGCUUUAUCUAGACAUUUUAUGGAUUCCUUACUGGCUUUCUGGCCAGGGCUUCAGGUUUUAAAGGGUGAUAUAAGACCUGCAAUACAGACACAUCAGAUGUUAUAUCAAGUUAUGCAGAAACAUAAUUUUUUACCAGAGGGAUUCACAUCUGACUUUAGAGUACACUGGGGAAAUCAUCCACUGAGACCAGAACUAAUAGAAUCUACUUAUUUCCUGUAUAAGGCAACUGGUGAUAAUCAUUAUUUAGAAGUUGGCAAGAAGAUGAUGGAGAAUUUGGAUGCUCAUGCACGAGUACCAUGUGGAUUUGCUGCCAUUAAAGAUGUAACUUCAGGAGCACAUGAAGAUCAACUGGAUUCCUAUGUAUUUGCUGAGACGUUUAAGUACCUGUACUUAUUGUUUGCGGAGAAAUCUGACCUGAUAAUAAAUGUAGAUGAUUAUUUAUUUACAACAGAAGCUCAUCUAUUACCAUUAUCAUUGUCUGUAUAUAAUUACACAGCAAAAGUUCCUAAGAUCAGAAGGGAGGUUUAUGAAAGUUUAGAAAAUCUUUAUGAUGAAGAUGAAUUAUCAGCUACUAUUGAUAUAUCAGCCUUAAAAGUGGAAAAUACUUGUCAGAAUCCCCAGUAUUUAGCCACAAAUUUAAUGAAUUAUGCCACUAAAGUUAGAGGAGAAAUGAAAGGAUGGAUGGACAAAUCAGUACCAGUACAAAGUUGUUCUUCAGGUCCACGUCUGAAAGCUGCUGAUUUCAUAGCUGGUAAUAAAGCACAGUUACAACAAUUACAUGACAUGGGUAUAAGGAUAGCUACAAUGGCUGAUGGCAGGAUCCAACUUCUCCAUUCAGCUGCUGAUGCUGCUUCUGUAGAAGAUGCAGAGAAUGGUAUGAAAUUUAUGCAGGAAAUGAUAGAAUUAUCUUCAAAGCAACCACAGGAUGCUGCCCAUGAGCCUAUGGUUGUACAGGUUAUAACAGAACCUUAUUACGGAACUCUAUGGUUUAAAGCAGGUCCAGCACAGUUUGGUUACAAUUUAAAAACUAACCCUCCAGUGCAGGGACCUGUAGUUCAAGCUGUACCAUAUAAAGCAUGUACUCAGAUAGAAAAUGCUGAUGAAGUAAAGAACAAGAUAGCAGUCAUAGAAAGGGGUGAUUGUAUGUUCAAUGAUAAGGCUAGAAAUUUACAGAAGGCUGGAGCAAUAGGAGGCAUUGUUAUAGACCAUACUAAAGGUAGCACUGUAGAGGGUCAGCUUUUGUUUGCCAUGUCGGGAGAUGGAACUCAAGAUGUUAAAAUUCCAAUGGUCUUUCUCUUCCACAAAGAAGGACAUCAGUUGUUUGAAGUUUUGUUAGCUUUUCCUGAAACAGAGGUUUUAUUGGCUCAUACUCGUAAGAGUGAAGGCUACUUUAGGCCAGAUGGAGUGGCUAGUGUCACAUCCCAGCCCAAAUCACCACCAACCUCUGCAAAGGGCCCAAGUCGUGUAGAAAAUGUUCCUAAAGUGACUGUUCGUGUUAUUGGUGAUAAAGUUACAAAGACAACUUUACAAGAUGGAAAUGAUGAAACCAUUAUUUCUGACGGUUCAGGGAAUACAGUAUAUUACAAAUAUCAGGCAGGAACUAACAAAAUAUUCAUGAAUGUCAAGGUCAACCCCAAGGACAACAAAAAACCUGAAAUUCCCGUGGUAACAGACGAUGAUGUGAUAGUGAUAACUACAAGGCCAGAUGGAUCAAAACAAUUAUCAUUUAAUUUUGAUCAUAUCUCUGCAGCAGUGUCAGAAUCCGUACCUCAGUUGAAUCAAAUUUAUCAAUAUGUUGUGGACAUUAUGAAAGAAAGAACAAAUUUUAAUUCUUUAGACAAUCAAGCAGACUACCUCACGGCCGUAGCUCGAAUUUUAGAGUCGGCAUAUUUUAAUACAGGUUCAUUUGACAGCCAGUCACAGAGAAUGUUUGAUAAGUUAGCUAGUGUUUUAGAAUUAAAAAAGAAAGACACAGUUUCAAGUGAACAGAAAUCCACUACAGUAUUACAUGAUUCCUCACAAACAACAGACAGUCUCCCGUCCUAUGCUUCAGAGGGAGAUUUAAAUGAAGAGUUUGAGAACACAGAACAAAGCUCUGAGCUGGAAUCAGAGUCUUCUAAUGAAAAACCUGAGUCAAUAGCAAAUGUUAAAAUUAUAGAUGAAAAUGGUCAUAUAAAAUAUAUAAAAGUAGAAGAAUUUGAAGACUUUGCUCAAUUUACAGAUAUUGAUGAUUAUGUGUCAAAUAAACGGACAGAUUUAAAUAAUGAAAAUGUAGAAAUUGAUAGAAAUGAAAAUUUAGGUGACAUUGAUAAUAAUAAUAAUAAUAAUAAAGAUGAGUUAUGAAAAUUACCGAUUGUAAUAAAACAAAGAAAUAAUAUUUUAGGUUUAUUUUUUCUUUUCAAAAUGUUGUGGAUUUAAAAAAAAUUGGGUUUCAUUUAGGUGUCAGAAAUUAUAAAUGCAAUGCUAGUCAACAAAAAGUAAAAAUGCAUUUUCUUUAGAACUUGAGAAUCUGAUUAUUGGAUAAAAAUUAUUAUAUAUAGACUUUUUUAUAUAUAAAUAUAAAGUCAAUGUUCAGUAUUAGAUGUUAAAACAGUGAUGAUUUUUAUGAAGUUAUGUACACACUACUCUUCAUAUAAAUCUUCUUUUUAAAGAUCUGUUAGAAGUUGCUGUAACUAUAUGUCUACUUAAUUGGUCUCAGUAUUGCAGAGGUGGAUUUAGAAGGGGGCCCGGGCCACCCCUUUUCUGGGAAAAAUUUGGUUGAUUAUAUAGGGAAUCACUGAAGCAUGACCAGAGUGGGCCCCCUCUUAGGCAGUCAGUGGGCCCCCACUUAUGAAAAUUUCUGGAUCCGCCACUUAUUCCAUUCUUUUAUAAUAAUUAAAUGGUUAUAGGUUUGUUUUAUGUAAAUAAACAUGGCAUCCAGUGAUAAUGGCACUGGGAAAUCAUAUCCUGAUUUUUGUAUUGUUUUUGGCCAAAAAAAUUCACAUCCAGAUUUUUGUAUUGUUUUUGACAAAAAAAUUAAAUGAUCAAAUCACUGAAAUAAGUAAUAACAAGCCAGAAAAAAAGAUAUUCCAAGAUCUUAUUUGAAUUAAAAAAAAAAUUGUACCCAGUGAAAUUAAUGGAUAUUUCCUCUAGGAAAGACUUUUUUUCUGAGUUGAAUUGUUGUUUCUUGUAAAUAGCAAAAAUCAGAGUAUGAAAAGUAAGUGUUUAGAUCUAAAAAGUUUUUAAAAAUCAGGCCAACAACAAUUAAAAAAAUUUUUUAAAUUUGGAGUUAUGUUUUAUAACUAGUUUUGCCAUGAGAAUUCUGUUUUUUGAUGUUUAUUCAAGUGAAAUAUUUCUGUGUUGAUAACCAUGAUAAUACUUAAUCAUAUAAAGUCUAUAAACAUCCUGUAUAACACUGACCCUGAGAGUAUGCAAAUUAAUUAAGUAAUCUGACCCUGAGAGUAUGCAAAUUAAUCAAGUAAUCAAGAGAAUAAAUGUGUUCAUUUCAUGUAAAUCAAUACAAGAUAUAUAAUGAAUUUAAUACAUAUUUACAGAUAUCUGAAUAGUAUUACUAUUUAUACUACAUGUACUAUAUAUGAUGAAUUAGGUCUGACAAAAAGUAAAAAAAAAACAUCUUUCCUAUAAACUAAAAGUUGUGUGUUUCUAAAUUAUGUCCUAAUAUUGAUGUUAUGGUAAAUUGAAAUACAAUUUAAUUGGUGGAUAAAAAUACUUAUUAAAGCAUUUAAGUGCUAAAACAUUUUUUUGUAAAGAUGGUGCUUUUAUGUAAAUGAAGACUGAGCAUUAAUGUUGAACAAGAGAUUUAAACAACCUAUUGCUCAUUGUUGAAGGCCGUACGGUAACCAAUAGUUGUUAAUUUCUGUGUUAUUUAGUCUCUUGUGGAGAGUUGUCUCAUUGGCAAUCAUACCACAUCUUCUUAUUUUUAUAUUAGCUGUUUGUUAAAAACAUAAAAUUAAAUCAUGCAAAUUACAGUCAACAAGUUGAUACAGUCUGAGGUUAAAGUUUUUCAGUUAUCAAUAACUUUGUCAAACUUUCAAGGAAUUUUAGGAAAUUUGGACAUAAGCUUAGUUAUGACCAAAAUACGGUAUUCAGAGCAAAAUUUUGAAAAAUAUUUAUUUUCAUUUUUCUGUACUUAACUGAUAAAUGGACUUUUUUUUUUUACAUUUAACAAAUAGAUAGUCUGGGGUUAUAGUUUGUUACACGUCAAUUCCUCUAUCAAACCUGCAUUGAAUUUUAUGAACUUUGGCAGAAGCUUUUUUAUGAUUAAGAGAUAAUGAAGCAAACUUUUGAAAAUAUGUUUUUUCCAUUUUCAGUAUUUUUCUGAUAGAUGGACUUCGGUUUUUACAAUUAACAGUUUUAACAAAGCUUUUUUUGACAUGAUGAAUUUGUAAACCUUUGUGGAUUGUUAUGAAACUUGGACAGAAGCUAAUCUUCAAGACCAUGAAAUAUUAUCUAAAGAAAAAAGGUUGAAUUUUUUAUUAAUUCUGUAUUUACUGAUAAAUGGACACACUUUUUAAGUCAACAUUACACUUUUAUACUGACAGCAGCAAUCAUAGGCAAGACACAGGGUUCCUUGGAACCUCUUACAAAUUUUUUUAACCUUGAAGCAAAUAAAGUCACAAAUAUUAAAGUGAGAGUUGAGAAACAAAAUGCUGUUAUUUCAUAUCAAUGAUAGGAACUAUAAAAAAUCAGAAAUUUGAAUUUUAAAUUAACUUGGGCAUAGUUGUGAUCUCUUGUUGAACAUUGUAUGCUGGUAUUUAAGCCAAACUUUUAUUGACAUAUACAUCAUCUAGUCUUCCAUUGUUAUAUAUGUGUAGUGUAUUGUGUAUGCAUCUGCCAUCUGGUAAUGGUAUACUCCAUUGGUAUUUAGGGAUAUUAUACCCAUACAUACAACUUUGAUCAAAAUUUAUCGUAUAGGAAAGGUCAUCUUUUUAUUGUAAUGUCAUUUCUGUUUUGAUGAUUGAUUGGUUUAUAUAUAUUUUAAAACUACAUUGUUAAGUACGAAAUUUGUUAUUUUCUUUUUCAUUUAUUUAAUAAUAACAUCUAUGUGUGUUUCAAUGCAGAGUUAGAGCCAGUAAAAUUUCUUGUUAUGUAUUGUUAGUGAUAUCUUUUGAAAUGAGCCCUGUUAUUUUAGUUAGCAUUGUGGGUAAUGUUGCUUCUAUCAUUGUAAACAGAUUAAUUUCUGUGAGGGAUUUAUUUUCCUAACCUUCAAAAGUAGAAAAAUAAUAUGAAUAUCAAUUGUUGGAACUUCUGUUAUAAAAAUACUUCAAGAAAGUUUAAAAAUUCAUGCAAAUAAAUCAACUCUCUUAUAGAUGGCUUAAUUAAAAAUAAGUUAGUUUACAGUAGUUUGUUUUUAGGCUAACAAAAUAUUUGUGUGUCUCCUUUUGCUUCAAGAUAAUUUUAUAGAUAUAUUACUUUAUAUAAAGACACAGAUGUUCACAGUGACAACUUAAGGGAGAGUCAGCAAACCAGAAACUAGAAACAUAAAUUUUUUCCUGGUUUUAAAUUCUUCAAUAUGAGUGAUGUUUUAUCUAGGUAGAUAUUUCACAGAGUCCUUAUUUCUAGUAGCUGAUUUAUCUUUUUUUCACAGUAUAUGUAGUAAUGAAAAUCAAAUUGUUUUCCCUAUUUUAUACGUUUAUCCAAAUACUGUGGAUUCAUAUAUUUGAGUGGUUACCAAUUUUCAUGGAUAUAGGAGAAAUUGUACUUUCAUGGAUAUUUGAUUUUGUAGUUUUGCCAAAGUCUGCAUAAAAGCCUAUUAAAAAUUUAUACUUUGUUGAACAUUUAAAUUCAUGGUUUACCUUUAUCCACAAAAUCCGGGAAAAUAAGUACACCAUUAAUAAUAAAUCCAUAAAAAUUAAGUUUCAUUAAUAUUUUCACAAUAUUUUAUGAGAAAAAUAUGGUCCCAGUAAGGUAGAUAUAUAUACUGCUUGUUGAUUAAUGUUGCUCUGGAGCCUUGUCUCCUUCUUAAAUCCUUGCUAGUGUUGUCUUGCCAACCCCAAAUUGACAAGUCAGAAUAACUCGAUUCCAGUAACACUUGUAUGAUCCACUCUUUAUCAGACCUUUAAAUUUCUUAUCAGAAAAAUAUGGUCUCAGUAAGGUAGAUAUAUAUAUACUGCUUGUUGAUUCACGUUGCUCUGAAGCCUCGUCUCCUUCUUAAAUCCUUGCUAGUAUUGUCUUGCCAACCCCGAAUUGACAAGUCAGAAAAACUCUGUUCCAGUAGCACUUGUAUGAUCCACUCUUUAACAGACCUUUAAAUUUCUUAUCAGAAAAAUAUGGUCCCAGUAAGGUAGAUAUAUAUACUGCUUGUUGAUUCAUGUUGCUCUGAAGCCUCGUCUCCUUCUUAAAUCCUUGCUAGUAUUGUCUUGCCAACCCCGAAUUGACAAGUCAGAAAAACUCUGUUCCAGUAGCACUUGUAUGAUCCACUCUUUAUCAGACCUUUAAAUUUCUUAUCAGAAAAAUAUGGUCCCAGUAAGGUAGAUGUAUAUACUGCUUGUUGAUUCACGUUGCUCUGAAGCCUUGUCUCCUUCUAAAAUCCUUGCUAGUGUUGUCUUGCCAACCCUGAAAGUGACAAGUCAGAAAAAGUUGGUUCCAAUAACACUUGUAUGAUCCACUCUUUAACAGACCUUUAAAUUCCUUAUCAGAAAAAUAUGGUCCCAGUAAGGUAGAUAUAUAUAUUGCUUGUUGAUUAAUGUUGCUCUAGAGCCUGGUCUCCUUCUUAAAUCCUUGCUAGUGUUGUCUUGCCAACCCCGAAUUGAAUUCAGAAUAACUCGAUUCCAGUAAUACUUGUAUGAUCCACUCUUUAACAGACCUUUAAAUUUCUUAUCAGAAAAAUAUGGUCCCAGUAAGGUAGAUAUAUAUAUACUGCUUGUUGAUUCAGGUUGCUCUGAAGCCUCGUCUCCUUCUAAAAUCCUUGCUAGUCUUGUCUUGCCAACCCCGAAUUGACAAGUCAGAAAACUCGGUUCCAAUAACACUUGUAAGAUCCACUCUUUAACAGACCUUUAAAUUCCUUAUCAGAAAAAUAUGGUCCCAGUAAGGUAGAUAUAUAUAUUGCUUGUUGAUUAAUGUUGCUCUGGAGCCUGGUCUCCUUCUUAAAUCCUUGCUAGUGUUGUCUUGCCAACCCCGAUUUGAAUUCAGAAUAACUCGGUUCCAAUAACACUUGUAAGAUCCACUCUUUAACAGACCUUUAAAUUCCUUAUCAGAAAAAUAUGGUCCCAGUAAGGUAGAUAUAUAUAUUGCUUGUUGAUUAAUGUUGCUCUGGAGCCUGGUCUCCUUCUUAAAUCCUUGCUAGUGUUGUCUUGCCAACCCCGAAUUGAAUUCAGAAUAACUCGAUUCCAGUAACACUUGUAUGAUCCACUCUUUAACAGACCUUUAAAUUUCUUAUCAGAAAAAUAUGGUCCCAGUAAGGUAGAUAUAUAUAUACUGCUUGUUGAUUCAGGUUGCUCUGAAGCCUCGUCUCCUUCUAAAAUCCUUGCUAGUCUUGUCUUGCCAACCCCGAAUUGACAAGUCAGAAAACUUGGUUCCAAUAACACUUGUAAGAUCCACUCUUUAACAGACCUUUAAAUUCCUUAUCAGAAAAAUAUGGUCCCAGUAAGGUAGAUAUAUAUAUUGCUUGUUGAUUAAUGUUGCUCUGGAGCCUGGUCUCCUUCUUAAAUCCUUGCUAGUGUUGUCUUGCCAACCCCGAAUUGAAUUCAGAAUAACUUGAUUCCAGUAACACUUGUAUGAUCCACUCUUUAACAGACCUUUAAAUUUCUUAUCAGAAAAAUAUGGUCCCAGUAAGGUAGAUAUAUAUAUACUGCUUGUUGAUUCAGGUUGCUCUGAAGCCUCGUCUCCUUCUAAAAUCCUUGCUAGUCUUGUCUUGCCAACCCCGAAUUGACAAGUCAGAAAACUCGGUUCCAAUAACACUUGUAAGAUCCACUCUUUAACAGACCUUUAAAUUCCUUAUCAGAAAAAUAUGGUCCCAGUAAGGUAGAUAUAUAUACUGGUUGUUGAUUCAUGUUGCUUUGGAGCAUCGUCUCCUUCUAAAAUCAUUGCUAGUAUUGUCUUGCCAACCCCGAAUCGACAAGUCAGAAAAACUCGGUUCCAGUAACACUUGUAUGAUCCUCUCUUCACAAGACUUUAAAUUUUCUUAUAAAAAAAAAAUGGUUCCUGUAAGGUUGAUAUAUAUACUGCUUGUUGAUUCACAUUGUUCUUGAGCCUGUUUCCCUUUUAAAUCCUUGCUAGUCUUGUCUUGCCAACCCCGAAUUGACCCAUAAAAAAUGCUAUGUUCCAGUAACACUUGCAUGGACCACUCUUUAAUAGACCCUUAAAUUCUUUAUGAGAAAACAUCUUUAUUUCUUCCUUGGGGCCUCUCAGUUUAAAAUGGAAAUUCAUAAAAAUUAAAAAAUUAAGCAUCAAUUUUUAUUAAUAUUCUGUUAAAAAAAAGGUACAAGCAGUAUGAAUAAUAAGUUGCAUGUGAAGUCCUUAAAUCAUAAGACAUUGAAAGAAUCAACAUCUUGCACAAUGGGUAAACAAGAAAAAUAUAAAUCAUUAAAUAAAGUAUAAUUGAAAGUAGCGUUAGACAUACUGUAGACAGUACAAUUCAAUAUCAUGAAGUUCAAGAUCAAGUAUCAAUGAAGAUUUUGAUGUCUUCCAUUAGAGUCUGGUAUCUUCUUUUUGUCAGAGCAGAGGUUUCAGUUCUCUGGUAUCUUUCUCAUUCUUGUCCUUUAUUAGAGGAGAAAAAGCAAUAUUCCCUUCCCAAUUUCAUGGUUUCAGUAUUUUUUCAUUGUGCCUAGAUAUUUAAAAAAAAAAGCAAUUUAAACUUCACUGUUGAUUGUCACGGAUAAUUUUAUUGACAAUAAAGCAUUUGUGUAAUAUAGCCACUUGAAGUAUGAAGCUUUGUUUGUAAUGUUCAAUUUGUGUUUCCCUUAAAUUUUAUUAAUGAAUUUCAGUAAUGCUUUAUACAUCAUCUACUUCACACCUAAAAUUAAUCAGUUUCACCCCACAUUUUUUCUUCUUAAUUUAUUACAUCUUAAAGUACUGAGAGCAUUCUUUGACUGAGGUGAAAAAAAAUACACUGUUGGUUUAUUAUUCUUGGUGUACUUACAUUUGUUGAUUUCCUGGGUAAACAUUUACCACGAAUUUAAGUGUUCAACGAAGAAAAAAUUUCAUAUGGGCUUAUGUUUAGACUUUGGCAAGACUAUGAAAUCAAGUAAACAGGAAAAUACUGUAUUCUGCAAUCAAUGUAAACAGGAAAAUACUGUAUUCUGCAAUCAAUGUAAACGACUGAAUUCAUAGUAGUUUAUUAAUUUUACCUGUUUUAUAGUCAUUCAUUUUCCUGUUCUGUGAAAUGACAACUUUCAUUAGAAUUUAAAAUAAAUCUAAAUGUGGUGUUUGUGAAAGUUUUUUGUAAAUGUUUCAGUCAAAUAUUUUAUUGUGUGUGUAUUUGGUUCUAGUUGACAUUUAUAAGAGAGUGCCAUAUUUUUAUCCCUACAGUCUUAUAUAUAAAGCAAUUUGCAAUUAAAUAAUUCUGUCAUUAAACUUUAUCAUCCUGAACAUGCAUGAAAUAUUUGCCACUGGACUUUAACAACCAAUAAUCAAUCAAUCAUUUAACUUUGAUUUUUUCUUUAAUAAGAAUAUUUUCAGUAAUAAAAGUGACUUAAACACAUAAUAUUAAGUAUUAAGAAUUAUAAUAUGUAAUAUUCGUGUAUAUCAAAUUUUGUUGAAACAUAGAUGAAUUAAGAUACUGAGCCUUUUGGAGCUCAUGAAUGAAGAUUGAUAAGGACCUUUAACCUCAGAAACCAGUUUUAUUUUGUUUAAAUGUUUAUAAUAACUGGUCUAAUAUUAAAUUGACAUGACAACCAAUCAGCAUUCAAUUUUUUCCAUCAACUAUUUUGCCAUUAAAGUAUUAAUUUUUUAUCAAAAUGCAAAAAGUUAAGUACGAAGUAAGUGAAAAAUGAUUAAAUGUACAAGCCAAAUAUGUUUUAAAGGUAAUUAUGUUGUAUAGGAGGAGAGACUAUAUCAAUCAACUUCCUUGUCACAUAUUCCCUAAUACAAAUAAUAUUGAUCUGAUAGAGCAAAGAACGUACAACCAUUGGUGUCUGAGGAAAGUCAACUUUAAGAUUUCAGGUUUUUUUUUGGUAACAAUGAUAUUAAGGUUACCACAAGUCUUUUUAUCAUUACAGAAUAAUUCAUUGAAUAAAACACACAUUUUUAUCUGUCAAAUAUAUUAUUCAGCAUGUUUAUUUUUGUCAGAAUGAGUGUAACUUAAACAUGCGAUAAUUAAAAUAUAAAGUGUUCAAUUAUCAUUCCUCUAUAAGUGUUCUAUGUGUUUGUUGUUUUAGGUUUUUAGUUACAUGUAUGUUUAAACAUAUCAUAUGAUGUCAUGAUGUGCAGCCUCAUUGUGAUAUCAUGACUUGUAGCCUCGAUUUUUGUUUUUGUUUUGUUAUUAUAUUUAUUAUGUUUUACAAUGCCACAUAUUUUGUGGUUUUAUGUACAAUGUAUUACGAUAUAUGUCCGCCAGCAUGUAAUAUUUCAGAAAAGUUAUGAAAUUUUUCGUUUUGUUUCAAACUCAUCAUUGGCAGAAACUUCCUUUUUUUAAAUGGUUUGUUAAAUAAUUAUAAGCUCUUAGAAAGAAAUAAUUGGUUGAAUUCAGAAAAAAAAAUAGUUUUUUGGUUUGUUUAAUCAAUUACAGUGAAAUCCUGUCUAAAUCAACCCCUGUGAAAACUGAUUGCCCUACUUAGCUGAACUCUCAUAUAAGCUCAAACAUUUGUUUUGUAUUACUUCGCAGUCCGUAUUGAUAGCCUUAUCCCUCUACUAUUUAAGGUUUUGGUGGAAUGGGUGUGAAUUUUGGCAACAAAUUUUAGUUCAGCAAUAUUUCAGACCCUGUAAAUAUCUUUAAAUUCUAUACAUUGCUAAGCAUUUCAUGGAUUAGUUAUUAACAUUUUUAUUGAUGAAUCUAGGCAAAUUAUUCCAAAAGUGCAAAUUAUGUUAAAAUCUGGAUAUUUUGUGGAAUUGAUAGGGCUCACAUAUUGAAUUUGUGUAAACUGACCGUCAAUGUAAUAAACAAAAUGUUCAAUCCUAUAGAGGUUUAGUUAAGACUAGUAUAUCUAAUUUCAUUUGUAAUUCUUGGGGCUUUUUUUGGCAUGCUAUCUUUAGUUUUGACUCGCAUGCAACCAAACAGUAGCCUAGAUUCAGAAAAAAAGUAUUUGAGUAACAAUUUGUGUAUUGUUUUAUAAUAAUAUGUAAUUUUUUAUUCUUAGAUAAAUAUGGUUGUACUUACUGUCCCCACCCCUCCAAAUGAAGAUUUGAAAAAGAAGAAAUCUAAGCAACAAGGAGAAAUAAUUACAACACAAACCAUACAUGUGUUUACCAUUUUUCUUACUAAAAAUCAAAUAUUUUUAAUUUUAUCAUUGAAAUAAAACUGUAUGAUGUUAAAACUAAAUUACUUUGACGGUGAACUUAAAAUGAAGAUGCCUGAAGCUGUUUAAACUGAUCAAUAUUGAUUUCAAUACCUCAUAACUGUGUAAACAACAUUGAUAAAAAUUUAAAUGAACUGCAAGAAAACUAGCUAACACAUAUAGGGUUUAAAUAUCUCAUGUUUUUUUUCUUCAAAAGCUGAAAUCACCCACCCGCAUAUUAGUAUUCAUUUGGAAGAAAAAACCUGCCAAAUUGUGAGUUGAUCUCUAAUCCAAUAUGAUGAGUUAUUUUCUAAGAACAAUAAAUCCUUGUAUGGUGCUCUUCAUGGCUGUCCCAUUUUUGUAGAAUCAUUUUUAUAAUAAAAUUGAAAAAUAAAA
Messenger RNA from Mytilus californianus (California mussel), 12845 nucleotides. Its product is annotated as ER degradation-enhancing alpha-mannosidase-like protein 3. Gene Ontology annotation, cellular component: membrane; endoplasmic reticulum. The record is from RefSeq and is a predicted model, not a curated record. Gene Ontology annotation, molecular function: mannosyl-oligosaccharide 1,2-alpha-mannosidase activity; calcium ion binding. The coding region runs from base 115 to 3420 and encodes 1101 amino acids. Gene Ontology annotation, biological process: endoplasmic reticulum mannose trimming; carbohydrate metabolic process; mannose trimming involved in glycoprotein ERAD pathway. The transcript has 26 exons. Lineage: Eukaryota; Metazoa; Mollusca; Bivalvia; Mytilida; Mytilidae.